Molecule: messenger RNA, 1299 nt
Organism: Melitaea cinxia (Glanville fritillary)
Lineage: Eukaryota; Metazoa; Arthropoda; Insecta; Lepidoptera; Nymphalidae
Product: transmembrane protein 26
Exons: 9
Coding region: 1-1299 (432 amino acids)
Source: RefSeq, a predicted model, not a curated record
AUGGCAAACAUAGGCAAGGUUUUGGCUACAAUCAAGGCGGUCAUCACUCGCCUAGUGUUCGCGUGCCACGGGAUCAUUGCGAUCUGGCAGGUGACGUUCUUCAAAGACAACCUGGAGUAUUGGUACUUAGCUACGCCUAUUAUAUUGUUAAUCUUUGAGGGCGUUUUUACACUGACGAUAAAAGAAAAUCAAGAAUGGAAAUGGUUCUGUCCAUCAGUUUUCAUCUACCUCAUUCUAGUAGUUCCGGCGAUAUGGCUGCUGGAACUGCACAAGGUGGAUAUGCGCUUGCAGAAGAAGACAAACCUAACUUAUAUAGAAACCGAGAUACCAAUUCCUGUGGCCACGAAGUUAUCGACAAACAUGUGGGUAACGCUGAUUGAACAGUUUCUGAUGCUGACCCUCAUCGUGGGAAGGUGGCUACUGCCCAAGGGUGAUCUGACCAGAGACCAGCUUAGUCAAUUGUUACUUGUUUAUAUUGGUACAGCAGCUGAUAUUAUCGAGUUUUUCGAUUCAUUCAAGGACGAGAAAGUAGCGAGUGAAAAAGUCUUGGUACUUUUGACGUUGGCGAUUUGGUCGUGGUCGCUAGUACAAUUCACGGUCGUACUAACAGCGACCAAGUCUAGGAAAACACGCGGAACCGCUCAUAGGUCUGACAUGUACGUAUGUGGUGCACGCAUGCACGCACACUGCAUUACGGCGUGCUGUUGCUCCAUCGAAGUAUGUGCUAUAAUAAUGAACAUAGCGUUACAAGAUGCUCCAUUCUUAGCGUUCAGACUUCUCAUCAUCGCGCACUACAAGAUCAUCAAUUAUAUGAACAUAUUCUUCACUUGUAAGAAUACUUUGGUAAUAUUGCUACAAAUAUAUCGUUUGUAUGUCUUAUAUCUGGAACGCGUUGAAGAGGUCAACGGAGGGUCAGUAUACAAAAAGAGACGGAAGAAUAAAUCUAGUGAUAGGAAAGAAAGAGACAAAAAACAUAGAGAUAAAAAAGUAAAAAAGAACAAGAAGAGGCAUGAAAUUGGUGAAACAUCCAUAUCGGUGAUAAGCGAUCCCAAAAGACAAGACAGAGUCGAAACUGGGAGAAUCCGAGCGAUUAUAUUAACAAAUACCGAUGAAAUCAAAGAGUUGGAGUUAUCGAAGUUCUUCAAAGAUCAAGUGAUUAUUGAAAAUGAAAAGAAAAAGGUGCGGCGGGAGAGCCCUAAACGGAGCCCUAAGCGGAGCCCUAAAAGAGAGAAGAAUAAACGGAGAGAAAAGAAGAAGAAAAAGCAAGAAUCGAGCGAGAGUUCUGACAGUUCAAGUUGA